Molecule: messenger RNA, 826 nt
Organism: Anguilla anguilla (European eel)
Lineage: Eukaryota; Metazoa; Chordata; Actinopteri; Anguilliformes; Anguillidae
Gene: prdx6
Product: peroxiredoxin 6
Exons: 5
Coding region: 85-756 (223 amino acids)
Biological process (GO): cell redox homeostasis; cellular oxidant detoxification
Cellular component (GO): cytosol; mitochondrion
Molecular function (GO): peroxiredoxin activity
Source: RefSeq, a predicted model, not a curated record
GAGGGAUGAUAGAGAUCUCCAAUAGAAGAACAUCUCCUCGGAAGCGCGUACGUAAUACAGGAGUUGGUCGAAAAAGUCGUAACCAUGCCUGGAAUAUUGUUAGGAGACGUUUUUCCAAACUUUGAAGCCGAUACAACAAUUGGCAAGAUCAAAUUCCACGACUUUUUGGGAGACUCCUGGGGCGUCCUGUUCUCCCAUCCUCGUGACUACACCCCUGUGUGCACCACCGAGCUGGGCCAAGCCGCCAAACUCAGCGACGAGUUCAAGGAGCGCGAUGUCAAAAUGAUCGCGCUGUCUGUCGACAGCGUGGAGGAUCACCGCGGCUGGACCAAGGACAUUAUGGCCUACAAUCAGGAGGAUCCCGGCUGUCCUUUCCCUUUCCCCAUCAUUGCAGAUGACAAGAGGGAGCUGGCGGUGAAGCUGGGCAUGCUGGACCCAGAUGAGCGGGACAAAGACGGCGUGCCGCUCACUGCCCGUUGUGUGUUUGUGAUUGGCCCAGACAAGAAGAUGAAGCUGUCCAUUCUGUACCCCGCCACGACAGGACGCAACUUCAACGAGCUGCUCCGGGUCAUUGACUCCCUGCAGCUGACUGCAAAGAACAGAGUGGCCACCCCUGUCGAUUGGAAGCCUGGUGAUCGAGUCAUGGUCCUGCCUAAUGUUCCUGAAGCUGAGGCUUCAACUCUUUUCCCUGCUGGAGUUUACACCAAGGAACUACCCUCUGGGAAGAAGUACUUGCGCUACACACCCCAGCCAUGAAGGAAAGCAGUCUCCAAGUCUCCUGUGAUCAUUGAAGAGUGAAAAAACAACAAGACAGGCCUGGGUCAAA